Messenger RNA from Fragaria vesca subsp. vesca, 1020 nucleotides. Its product is annotated as probable WRKY transcription factor 70-like. Gene Ontology annotation, molecular function: DNA-binding transcription factor activity; sequence-specific DNA binding. Bases 1 to 1020 code for a protein of 339 amino acids. The record is from RefSeq and is a predicted model, not a curated record. Gene Ontology annotation, biological process: regulation of DNA-templated transcription. NCBI's taxonomy places the organism in Eukaryota, Viridiplantae, Streptophyta, Magnoliopsida, Rosales, Rosaceae. The transcript is spliced from 3 exons.
AUGGAGCAGUGGACUUGGCCGGAGAGUGUGUCGUCCAACCAGAAGAGGGUGAUGGAGGAGCUGGUUCAAGGCCGGGAGAUGGCUAAUCAGCUUCGGGGGGUUCUCAGAAGUGACGUCAGAUCGGCGGAGGGUCUUGUGACGAAGAUCUUGGGGUCGCUCACCAACACCCUUCUUAUCUUGAAUGGCAGUCAAGUGGAUGCUAAGGAGGAGCUCAUUUCUCAGGUUCAUGCCAAUAGUAAUACUGGUGCUGUUACUGCUUCUGCUUCUGGUUCUGGUUCUGCUACUGCUGGCCUUGUUUCAUCGUCUUGGGAUGUGGUUCAUGACGAUGCUAUGAUGAAGUCGGAGGAUUCGAAUGAAGAGAGUUGCAAGAGUACCGAAACGUUCAAGGAUCGCAGGGGUUCUUACAAGAGAAAAAAAACUUCACAUUCAUGGACCAAAGACACUCUGGAUUUAGUGGACGAUGGUCAUGCAUGGAGAAAGUACGGACAAAAGAUGAUCCAAAAUAACAAACAUCCAAGGAACUACUUCAGAUGCACUCAUAAGUUUGAUCAAGGCUGCAAAGCAACCAAACACGUUCAAAGGAUUAAAGAUGAACCCCAACUCUUUCGGACCACAUACUAUGGCAAUCACACAUGCGCAGACUAUCUCAGAGCUCCGGAACUCAUCUUAGAUUGUUCAAGUCGCGAAGACUCUUCCCAGAAAAUGAUCCGAUUCAACAGCACCGAUAACGAUGAACAUCCUUUUUUCUCAGCCUUCACAUCGACCAAAAACGAGGGCGUCAAGGAAGAAGAGAUGAUCAAACCAUUCAAACCAAUUAGUGACCACGAUCACGUGACCUACCACAACCAGUCACCGUCGUCCUCUGCUUAUAUCAUGUCGCCGGGUCCAUGUGUGCUUGAGUCGUCCGGCGGGACUUUGAAUGGUUUCUCAUCGACUAUCGCAAAUGAUCACGAUGAUGUGAUUUCUAGUAUGAUGAUUGAAUACUUUGAUAAUGAAAUAGAUUUUCCAUAUGAGUUUUGA